AUGUCGUCAAUCUCCGGCACCAAGAUGGCUUCAUCCGCCAUGCGGACCCUCGCCGCCAGAACCCUCCAUCUGAAAGUCUACCCAACACCAGAGACCUUCGCCGAGCGCCGCGAAGUGCUGCGAGUGAUCGAACGGUUUGGGGAAGUUGCUAUGUUCAAAUCGCAUAAGUAUGACCCUAAGACACCAGUCCACAACAGCUUCCUCUCGGUGUACACCUGGGAGUCCUCCGCGCAGGAUCUCCGAAACGUUUCCCCUGUCCGCUACCGCCUGGUGGCCGAAUCUACAGAGAGAACAGAUAACUCAGAUGCCGAAACUUCAAAGGUCUUUUCUCUAUACGCCUCCGAAACAAACUACAACCACAACGCCUUCUUGGUGUCUCCCCGACAAAAUCCCUGCCACGGACCAUACGGCCCUCUACCCAAACGAUCCUCAUAUAUAGCUCAUACUCUGAAAAAGACGGUGCCUGAUUCAAACUGGUCCGAGGGGUUGGUGGACUGGGAUACGGAAAAGAGUGCAUAUCGUGUUGAAGAAGUGCUUUCUCCUGAGGAGCAGAAGUCGUUACGGUAUGAUCCUGAUGGGACACCGAUCAGCAAUGUGUGGUCUGCGAAACGCGAAGAGGUUGUGAAGCAGCGGAGUAAGACGCCGAGGCUCAUGGGGGGUCUGCAGCCACUGUGGGAGGAGAGGGUGGAAAUGGAACGAAGAUUGAAGCUGGAGCAGGAAGCAGCAGCCAGUGACGCGGGGCCAAAUGCGUAG
Molecule: messenger RNA, 753 nt
Organism: Drepanopeziza brunnea f. sp. 'multigermtubi' MB_m1
Lineage: Eukaryota; Fungi; Ascomycota; Leotiomycetes; Helotiales; Drepanopezizaceae
Source: RefSeq, a predicted model, not a curated record